AUGCCCGCUGGUGACUCCUCAGAUCCGAGUACCGAACCUGUUGCCGCCGAAUCUGAGCUCUCCAUUGCUCAGAUGCUUCAAGCUAUAAGACGUCAGGAUACAGAGAACCAAAGAAUUGUCAACUCCAUCAACCUCCUACUGGAAGCUUGGCAGCUUGCUGUAUUCCGCCUGAACACCCUAAAGCGCCGUCUUGAAGCAUGGCAUCCAGGAGAACUCGAUGCAGAGAAUGUGGACCUGGAUCACCUCGCUCGACUUACCCGCGUUGUUCAAGCCGACAAGUAUGAGGGUGACUUGUUAUCUGCGAUCAUGCGUCGCAUCAGACGGCUCAGUGGGACGGUCGAUGAGCUGGAGCAGCUGGCAGUCAAGCUGAAGACCAAGGCUCGGGCAGAUGGAGACAGCGAGGUUCGCGACUUUGCACAGGAGACUGAAGACCGGAUGAAGGAAUGUCAUAUGGAGGCCAAGAGAAUUACAGAGCAGAUCAUCACGCAGCGCGAGGAAAUCAUGGACGGACUUUGA
Aureobasidium melanogenum CBS 110374 is the source of this 516-nucleotide messenger RNA. RefSeq lists its product as uncharacterized. NCBI's taxonomy places the organism in Eukaryota, Fungi, Ascomycota, Dothideomycetes, Dothideales, Saccotheciaceae. The transcript has 2 exons. The record is from RefSeq and is a predicted model, not a curated record. The coding region runs from base 1 to 516 and encodes 171 amino acids.